CUAGUUUCUUGUAGUUAAUAGCUUUUAUUUAAUUUGUUUAUAUGUCCUUUUGCUACCAUGGCAACGAUGAGUGGGAUAUGGGCGCAUCCAAGGGAUGCACAACCCGUGGUUUUUGCUACAAAGGCGCAUAAAAGAUUUGUACCCAUUGACGAAAACAAGCUCUAUAGAACCGAAAAACAUUUCUGCAAGACCUUGGUCGAAACUGAUCAAAUAAAAAAAGUCCAAGCUAUGGAAAAUAGACGACUUCCUCAGACAGUUAACGCCGACGUCUUGUUGACUGAUGAGCUAAAGCAACUGAAGCGUCAGGAGUUCGUCGAUCGCAAGCGCCGUCAACAGCUGCGCAAUGACUGCGAGGAACUGCGACAAUUGGCCGAGCAUCUGCGAUUGGCAGCGAUCACUAAGGACCUCGAGGAGCAUAUGAGGGAAAUAAAUAGAAGUCGACAACUCGCAAAUCAUGUGAAACUGCAGGGCUUACAGCGUGCCGAGGCUGAAAGGCAACAACAGCUGGCCAUGGAGCAAGAAAAAGAGUUGCGCAAAAAGAAGAAGCAGGAAGAGCUGCGAAAGACACUUAUAUCGCAAGUUGAAGAGCGGCAGAAAUGUCGCCAGGGCCAAUACGUACAGACGCUGGCGGAGCGGGAGGUCCGCAUGGCCAUUCAGCAGCAAAUCGAAGAAGAAGAUAAAGAGCUUCAGUUGGAGUUACAGCGCCUAAAGAUCAAGAAGCGAGAUGAUAUUAUUCAGUUUAUAGAGGAAAAACGAAAAUACGAGGCUCUGCAAAAGGCGAAGCUCAACGAAGAUACCUUAAAAGCAUUUGAGAUACAACUGGAGGAAGCUAAGCACAGAGAGGAAAUGGAGAAGGCCCGACUUGAAGCGAUACGUAAACAGCAGGAGAUUAGUUCGCGAAUAGGUCAGCAGGUGCUUGAAGUUGAGAAUAGAAAAAGGCAACGUGACAAUGUCUUGCUGGAUCUGCUGCAGGCAGAGUACAAAGCGAAGGACGAUGAACGCUACCGGCAGCAGCUCCAGCAGGAACAACUGGAGCGCCAGCGUACCCGCCAAGAAUUAGAACGCUACCGUGCUGAAGCCUAUGAGCGACAUUUAGAAGCAGUGCGCAAGAAGAAGGAACAAGCUGUUGACAAAGAUUCUUUCAGCAUCGACAUCCACGCAUGCGGCGAUAACGAAAUUCUGAUACGCCAACAGCGGAAGGAGCAUGGUGCUCUGCUUCUGUCAAUGAUUGAGGAGAAUAAUCGGAAGCGUGCCGAAGAAGCAGCCGAAAACAUUCGAUUUUUCAAUUUGAAGGCGAAGUCAGACGCCGAGCGCCAGGCACUCAUUGAGGAGGAGCGCCUGAGAAUGUUGAGUUCUGUGCCGACUGAGGUUCUGAAAUAUUUGCCAAAGCAAGUCCUUUCGGAAUCGGACCGAAAGUAUUUCAACGUGCAAAAACAAUAAGAGUUGAAGCAUCAGUGCAAUUGAAUCCGAAUAUUAGCCAUCACUCAUUGGCGCGAGGUCAUUACAAAUUCUAGAUAGUGGUGUUGUAUAAAUAAGUGAAAUAA
Messenger RNA from Drosophila navojoa, 1544 nucleotides. RefSeq lists its product as uncharacterized. The record is from RefSeq and is a predicted model, not a curated record. Lineage: Eukaryota; Metazoa; Arthropoda; Insecta; Diptera; Drosophilidae. Gene Ontology annotation, biological process: cilium organization. Gene Ontology annotation, cellular component: motile cilium.